AUACAGGAAUGCCCACAUGCAGGAACACCCCGAAUUGAAGGCUGCAGUUGCACACUAAUUGUACUGGCUCGGUGAGAGGUUUGCGCUGCUCGAAUAUAAAAUGAAGUAUAUAUUUUUUUUAGAUUUAGAUUUCGCGCACAAGAGUAAUACAUGUGCCAGUAAUGUUAAAUUAGUUUGAGUAUAAGUACCCGGGACCAUUUCACUUUCACGCAAGCCUACAUCUGAAAGAGACAUGAUGAGAGGAAUUUCAUGAAAUUAGAAGAUCUGCUUGAACAAUGGCUGCUGCUGCUUUGUCAGCUAGGAGGAAGACCAGCUAGCCUUUUGCAGUGAGCCUUUCAAAUGAUCCGACGGGAAGGGAAGAGACCAAAGAAAGGAGGAGAGAGGGGGAGCUCUGAAAGAGAGCGGGAGAGGAGUGGAUCGCGGAGUGGACUGACCAUGCGUCCAAGGCCUAUAGGCAGAAACCCUCAUGAACUGUACUAUCUGAGAAUGCAGAGGAUGAGAGAGAAGACUGACAAGAUGGAGGAGAGCAAAGCCAUGAGGAAGCUGCGGGUGUGCGUGGCGACGUGUAACCGGGCAGACUACUCCAAGCUGGCACCCAUCAUGUUUGGCAUCAAGGCCAACCCGGAUGAGUUUGAGCUAGAGGUGGUGGUGCUGGGAUCCCAUCUCAUUGAUGAUUAUGGCAACACGUUCCGGAUGAUCGAGCAGGAUGACUUUGACAUCGGCUCCAAGCUGCACACCAUCGUGCGCGGGGAGGACGAGGCAGCCAUGGUGGAGUCGGUGGGUCUGGCGCUGGUCAAGCUGCCAGAUGUCCUCCACCGUCUCCGUCCCGACGUUCUGGUCGUCCACGGCGACCGCUUCGACGCCCUCGCACUGGCAACGGCUGCUGCUCUGAUGAACAUUCGCAUCCUGCACCUGGAGGGAGGAGAGGUGAGCGGCACCAUCGACGACUCGAUCCGUCACGCCAUCUCCAAGCUGGCCCACUACCACGCCUGCUGCACCCGCACCGCCGAACAGCACCUCAUCGCCAUGUGUGAGGACCACACUCGCAUCCUGUUGGCGGGCUGCCCCUCCUACGACAAGCUGCUGGCCGCCCAUCACCGCGACGACUACAUGGACAUCAUCAGGAACUGGCUCGGAGACAAUGUGAAGGAGGACAACUACAUCGUGGCCCUGCAGCACCCGGUCACCACCGACAUCAAGAACUCCAUCAAGAUCUACGAGCUGAUGUUGGACGCCCUCAUCUCCUUCAACAAGCGAACGCUCGUCCUCUUCCCCAACAUAGACGCAGGAAGUAAGGAGAUGGUGCGCGUGAUGAGGAAGAAGGGCGUGGAGCAGCACCCUAACUUCCGGGCGGUGAAGCACGUGCCCUUCGAGCAGUUCAUCCAGCUGGUGUGUCACGCUGGGGCCAUGAUCGGCAACAGCAGCUGUGGCGUCAGAGAGGCCGGGGCCUUCGGGACCCCCGUCAUCAACCUGGGGUCCAGGCAGACUGGGAGAGAGACUGGUGAAAACGUCCUCCAUGUCCGAGACGCAGAUACUCAGAAUAAGAUCUACCAUGCCCUGGAGCUGCAGUUCGGGAAGAGAUACCCCUGCUCGAAGAUCUACGGCGACGGGAAUGCGGUGCCUCGCAUCCUGAAGUUCCUGCAGACCAUCGACCUUGAUGAGCCGCUGCAGAAGACCUUCUGCUUCCCCCCCGUCAAGGAGUGGGACAUCUCCCAAGACAUCGACCACAUCCUGGAGACUCAGAGCGCCCUAGCUGUCGACCUGGGGGGGACCAACCUCCGCGUGGCCAUCGUCAGCAUGAGGGGUAAGAUAGUGAAGAAGUACACUCAGACGAACCCCAAAACCUACGAGGCGAGGAUCGAGCUGAUACUGAAGAUGUGUACGGAGGCAGUCUUUGACGCUGUUCAUCUCAACUGCCGGAUUCUGGGAGUGGGUGUGUCGACUGGGGGCAGGGUGAACCCCCAGGAGGGUGUGAUCCUCCACUCCACCAAGCUGAUCCAGGAGUGGAGCUCCAUCGACAUCCGCACCCCCAUCUCUGACGCCCUCCACCUGCCCAUCUGGGUCGACAACGACGGCAACUGUGCCGCCCUGGCAGAGAAGAAGUUUGGCCACGGCAAAGGAGUGGAGAACUUUGUCACCAUCAUCACUGGAACAGGCAUCGGCGGGGGCAUCAUCCAGCACAACGAGCUGAUCCACGGCAGUACGUUCUGCGCGGCCGAGCUGGGCCACAUCAUGGUGUCUCUGGACGGGCCGGAGUGUAUGUGUGGCAGCCGUGGCUGCAUCGAGGCCUACGCAUCAGGCAUGGCCCUGCAGAAAGAAGCCAAGAGGCUCCAUGACGAGGAACUGCUGGAGGUGGAGGGGAUGGUGGAUCUGAAGAAGGCUGAGUCCAUCAGCGCCAUCCACCUCAUCAACGCAGCCCGCCUGGGCAACCGCAAGGCUGAAGCUGUUCUCAGAACAGCCGGCAUGGCCCUCGGAGUGGGCAUCGUCAACAUCCUCCACAUGGUCAACCCCUCUCUGGUCAUCCUGUCGGGAGUGCUGGCCGCCCACUACCAGGCACCUGUCCAGCAGGUCAUAGAUCAGAGAGCCCUCACCUCCGCCCAGGGCAUCCAGGUCCUGACAUCCGACCUCGAAGAGCCCGCCCUACUGGGGGCCGCUAGCAUGGUGCUGGACUACACAACCAGGCGCAUCUAUUAAGAACAUUACGGUAAUGGACUACACAACCAGGCGCAUCUAUUACGAACAUUACAGUAAUGGACUACACAACAGGCGCAUCUAUUAAGAACAUUACAGUAAUGGACUACACAACCAGGAGCAUCUAUUAAGAACAUUACAGUAAUGGACUACACAACCAGGCGCAUCUAUUAAGAACAUUACAGUAAUGAACUACAUAAUCAGGCGCAUCUAUUAAGAACAUUACAGUAAUGGGCUACACAACAGGCGCAUCUAUUAAGAACAUUACAGUAAUGGACUACACAACCAGGCGCAUCUAUUAAAUAAGGCGCAUCUAUUAAGAACAUUACAGUAAUGGACUACACAACAGGCACAUCUAUUAAGAACAUUGGUCAGUUGUCAAGCUCUAGUUUUCAUUUAAGUGGUCCCCAAAGGAGGGCCAUAUCUUGCAAUUCCCUGGUGUAGAAAGAUUUGCUAUUAGCAAAUAGAAAUGGCUAAGAUGGAAGGUAGGAUCUACAGAUGGAUCUGCUCAAUAGGACCUACAUCUAUGCUACUGUCCCAGAUGGGACAAUCUGACACGCUCUUCUAGCUAUCGACGACUCCUAUUGGACGAACCGUUGGCCAUCAUUUAUUUCAGUUAGACAUUUUCCAAAGGUAUCGUCAGUGAUAGUCUCAUUUUCAAUGUCAACAUAAUACAAUUUCUACAGGGGAUACAGUACUUAAAUGGUAGCACUAUAAACAACAGUGCUGAAAUAGUAGUACUAUUAACUACCUUACUGAAAUAGUAGUGUGUGGAUACAUAUAUAACAGCCUAUACAGUAAUAUGAGUAAAUGGUUGGGUGUGUCCAGACAAAAGAUCUGACCAAAUUUGUAUUAAUUUAUGCUUGUACUACAUGGCCAUAUUUUGACCCUCAUAAUUCCAUGUUUUUGUUACUUCUUAAUUCUAAACGUACAAUAUGUUAUUCUUGAAGCCACGCUAUGAAAGCAGCAUGUUGCUAUGACAUAUUAACUGUACGUAUUUGUCAUACCGCGCUGUAAGCACUUUGCGCCGCUUUAUCUUAUUUUGUCUCCAUUUUGGAAUCAGCAAACCUUACAGCUGGUUUGGAAAACAAAAUGUCCCCCAGGAGAUGUUUUAUGUUCCGCAGUGUUAAAUGUUUCAUUACCAUCCAAUCAUUUAAGUUAAGCAUAUGGAACUGGAACGAGUUCUGCAACCAGGCGACUUACCCAAGGACCACAGUUACGACCUACCCUCAAGUGUAAUGCCUAUGCUAUGUAUGUCAUAGUUGUCUUGGCUGUGUGCUUCAAUUGACGGUGUGCUGCCAAAUCACUUGUAUUCAUUAUCGUUCUUUUUUGUUUUAAUGCGCACUUCUUUUGCCUUGAUUGUCAUAUUUGAAGAGAUUACUGUGUAUAAAUCAGUCAUGUGAUUAUUCCGUUUUGUGUAUUUCUGUUUUUGAUUAUGUCAUGGAUACUGAAGCUUUUUUUUAAAUUUUACUUCACUUGGGUACUUUGUGACCUCUAAUCAAUGCAAUGGGUAUUUUACACAUUAAAAACACAAGAAAAUGUCA
Molecule: messenger RNA, 4235 nt
Organism: Salmo salar (Atlantic salmon)
Lineage: Eukaryota; Metazoa; Chordata; Actinopteri; Salmoniformes; Salmonidae
Product: bifunctional UDP-N-acetylglucosamine 2-epimerase/N-acetylmannosamine kinase
Biological process (GO): UDP-N-acetylglucosamine metabolic process
Molecular function (GO): N-acylmannosamine kinase activity; UDP-N-acetylglucosamine 2-epimerase activity; hydrolase activity, hydrolyzing O-glycosyl compounds
Source: RefSeq, a predicted model, not a curated record